CCAUUUGUGGCAUCGCAUCUAUGCGGCAGAGCUUGUUAUCAAGCUGAAUUCUAGACGCUCCUCACUAACGCCCAUCCAUCAUGAAUCAUCCGCUGGCACAUGAUUCAUUCUUGCUCAUCAAGACAUUUCAAUUUAUGAGAUAGGUAGCAAGGCGGGGAAGAGUCAGAAGACCUCCAACCAAGUACUAUACUCUCCACAAUUUCGUUCUCAUGUCUCCGCAACAGAAAGCUCUCAUUCUUCCCAAAAAGCAGGGCAACUUCGAGGUUGGCUCCCGCGGCAUCCCCAGUCCUGGUCCUGGGCAGCUCCUGGUCAAGAUUCAAUCCGCUGCCUUGAACCCGGUUGACUACAAGAUACAGGACAGUGGGAUGCUCGUGACCCAUUACCCUGCCGUUCUGGGCUCGGAUAUUGCUGGCGUUGUCGAGGAAUUGGGGGAAGGUGUUAAGAAUUUCCGCAGAGGCGAUAGAAUCUUGGCGCAUGGUAAUUUCGUUAAUGACCUUGCUGCGUUUCAGCAAUACACGCUGACCAUUGCGAUUUUUACUGCAAAGAUUCCUUCAAGUGUGUCUUUCGAUGACGCGGCUACCGUUCCUCUGGGGCUGGACACCGCAUUGGUGGGCUUGUACGGAAAAGAAAAUGGAGCCGGAAUAACCCCUCCUUGGACGAAAAGUGCCGGCGAUCACGAAUCAAAGAAACCGAUUGUUAUCCUUGGCGGCUCCUCUUCUGUUGGUUCAUACACUAUCCAACUCGCUCGUCUAUCAGGAUUCUACCCAAUCAUAACCACAGCCUCCCCUAGCAAUGAAGACCUUGUCAGGGACUUUGGCGCAACACACUUUUUCGACCGGAACCUUUCCGGCCAACAGCUGAAGGCAGCCAUCAGCAAAGCUACCGGCAGCCCUAUCAAAAUUGUUUAUGAUGCUAUCUCGCUGCCAGAAACACAGUCUGUUGGAUGGGAAUUGCUUGCGAAAAACGGCACCCUCGUACUAACCCAGUCUGCAUCGGUCAAGGAAGAUGAAGGCAAGGGGCGCAAGGUCAUCCAGACCUUCGGGAGCCCACAUAAUCCUCAAAAUAAAGAACUGUGCCGCAGCUCCUGGUCUAUGGUCGAAAAGUGGCUCUCAGAGGGUGAUAUUCAGCCGAACUAUCAUGAAGUCCUUCCGAACGGGCUUGAAGGUAUUAUUGGAGGGCUAGAAAGGAUGAAAAUGGGACAGGUAUCUGGAACGAAGUUGGUUGCGCACCCUCAGGAGACACAGUAA
Suillus clintonianus is the source of this 1247-nucleotide messenger RNA. RefSeq names its product chaperonin 10-like protein. Gene Ontology annotation, molecular function: oxidoreductase activity, acting on NAD(P)H. The transcript is spliced from 5 exons. Bases 210 to 1247 code for a protein of 345 amino acids. The record is from RefSeq and is a predicted model, not a curated record. NCBI's taxonomy places the organism in Eukaryota, Fungi, Basidiomycota, Agaricomycetes, Boletales, Suillaceae.